AUGAACGACUACGUUCCUAGUAGUGCGAUCAAUCUUCUCGAUUUACUACAUCAAUUCUGGCAUUUCAUGCGCCAAAAUUGGAUGGUCAAUCAAUAUGAGGACUGGACUCGAUUCUACCUGUGUGUACCGGCAAUAUUCUUUGCAUUAUUUUGGAUCUUUCCAUGGAGGAGACGCAAUUGCUGGUUUUGCAAUCGCAAUAAUUGGGUUGCUACAUCACAACGAAACAGUUGGUAUUGCCAAUUUUGCUCUCAAUAUAAUGGCUUUAAUGCAGAUGGUGGUUAUAACAAAGAAAUAAACGAAAUGGUGAAUGGAAAUCACGAAUAUGCAGACACAAUAGUUAUGAACAGAAACAGCUCAAACGUAAAACAACCAGCUACACCUUUAACGAUGCGAGCAACACUUUGUAUAGAAUGCUACAGGAAGCAAGAGAUUAUAAUAAAUCAGAUUGCCAAAUUUCCCGAGAAAUAUGAUAAUAAUCAACCAUUUGAAGCAUUCAAAGCCGCACUAGAAAAACAAUAUCCCUUAUGUAAAAGUUGUCAAUGUAUCGUCAAACGACAUCUAACACUACAAAAUCGUUUCAUAAAGUCCGAAAUUUUGAAAGAAUCAUUAAAAAAGAGCAUGAUGAAGAAGUAUGCACCAACCAACAGAAGACCGCCGAAAGUGAUGAUUGUUAUUCAAUUUAUGGUACUAUUUUGUUCAUGCCUCCUACUAGCGAAAACUAUGUCAACAAUAAUAGCUAACUGUAAAUUUGAAGCGGGAAUAGUCUGUAAUUAUACGCAAAAUAGGUUGCGAAAGCAUAAAUUCCGGCGCCUUAACUCCAAAUCGGAUACUAACGACACGUCUGAUUCAAGUUUAAGCGAGAGUUGGAUGCCACAGUUAGAACAAUCUUCGAUGCUCAACAAUGGACUACCAAGCAAUGUUGAUAAUCUGUUUGAUUCUUUAGAAUCUUUAAAUAUUGGUGCUCGUCAAAGUCGUAUGCCUGAAUACCGUAAUGUAUUUUAUUCUAAUACCAACUUGGCAAACAAUGUAACAUAUGAAUCUGGUCAAAAUAUGGAUAACCACACCAGGAGUUGUACAAGUAACUGUCCGAAUAACAAAGAAAUUGCUGCAAUUUCGACCUUAGUUCCAAAACUACUGGUUACUAAUGACAACAAGCCGCUAAUUCUGAGACAUGUCACUUUAAAUUCACGAGUUUACCUUGUCUCAAACACCUUAUACAGUAUCUCGCCUUCUGGCUUGGAUUAUAUCAACAGCUUAUAG
Messenger RNA from Trichoplax adhaerens, 1260 nucleotides. RefSeq lists its product as uncharacterized. Gene Ontology annotation, molecular function: actin filament binding; lamin binding. The coding region runs from base 1 to 1260 and encodes 419 amino acids. The record is from RefSeq and is a predicted model, not a curated record. Gene Ontology annotation, biological process: nuclear migration along microtubule. The transcript is spliced from 9 exons. Gene Ontology annotation, cellular component: nuclear membrane. Lineage: Eukaryota; Metazoa; Placozoa; Uniplacotomia; Trichoplacea; Trichoplacidae.